Messenger RNA from Megalobrama amblycephala (Wuchang bream), 1756 nucleotides. RefSeq names its product tubulin, epsilon 1 (gene tube1). The record is from RefSeq and is a predicted model, not a curated record. Gene Ontology annotation, biological process: mitotic cell cycle; microtubule cytoskeleton organization. Gene Ontology annotation, molecular function: structural constituent of cytoskeleton; GTP binding. Lineage: Eukaryota; Metazoa; Chordata; Actinopteri; Cypriniformes; Xenocyprididae. Gene Ontology annotation, cellular component: microtubule; cytoplasm.
GACUUCAACGGCAACGCGCGAAACGCCUACUGUACUGUUUCUAUAGCAAACAACAACGGCUAAAGAACAAGAGAUAACUUUUACAGAUGGACGUCGCUUAGACAGCGAUGGUGUAACAAAUUUCAAUUUAGUUUGAUGAAAUUGUAUUAACCAAAAAAGAUGACACAGUCCAUAGUAGUCCAAGUUGGUCAGUGUGGGAAUCAGGUGGGCUGCCGCUUCUGGGACCUUGCACUCAGAGAACAUGCACAUGUCAAUCAAACAGGAGUUUAUGAUGAGGCAUUGAGCAGCUUCUUUAGAAAUGUUGACCAAAGGAGAGCGGGUGGAGCAGACUCUACAGGGGGCAGGAUCACAUCUCUAAAGGCCAGGGCCGUAUUAGUGGACAUGGAGGAGGGAGUCUUAGGAGAGAUUCUGCAAGGACCGUUGCGUUCUCUCUUCAACAGCACACAACUCAUAAGUGAUGUCUCUGGUUCAGGGAACAACUGGGCAGUCGGGCAUCACACAUAUGGCUUGACCUACAGAGAGCAGAUUGUGGAUCAGGUCCGUAAGGCCGCAGAACACUGUGAUUGCCUUCAGUGCUUCUUCCUCAUUCAUUCCAUGGGUGGAGGGACUGGUUCAGGGUUAGGCACAUUUGUGUUGAAGCUUCUAGAAGAGGAGUUCCCAGAGGUAUGUCGGAUAGUGACCUCCGUUUACCCGACAGCAGAAGAUGAUGUCAUCACCUCUCCCUACAACAGCGUCCUAGCCAUGAAAGAACUCACAGAACAUGCAGACUGUGUCUUGCCGGUUGAUAACCAGUCCCUGGUGGAUAUUGUUGGUAAGAUACAGCAUAUGUCCAACACUGGCAAACUAGGCUGUACCAUCAAGAAGGACUGUACUAUCAUCUCUGGACAAGGAGGGGUUGUGAAGGUCGAAAAACCUUUUGAUGCCAUGAACAACAUUGUGGCCAAUCUACUUCUUAAUAUUACCAGUUCAGCACGUUUUGAGGGCUCUCUCAACAUGGAUCUGAAUGAGAUAGCCAUGAACCUGGUACCAUUCCCGCGGUUACACUACCUUGUGUCCAGCCUAACUCCUCUCUACACACUUGCUGAUGUAAACAUAGCACCACGCAGGCUGGAUCAGAUGUUCUCAGAUGCUUUCAGUAAGGAGCAUCAGUUGAUCAGAGCUGACCCCAAACACAACCUGUAUCUGGCCUGUGCUCUUAUGCUGCGUGGAAACGUUCAGCUGUCAGAUCUGCGCCGGAAUAUUGAGCGGCUAAAGCCCACCCUGCCAUUUGUCCCAUGGAAUCAGGAGGGAUGGAAGACUAGCCUGUGUUCAGUCCCUCCUGUGUGUCACUCACAUUCUCUGUUGGCCUUAGCCAACAACACAUGCGUGAAAUCUACCUUUUUUGAACUAAGGGAGCGUUUUGUGAAACUCUACCGUAGGAAGGCUCACUUGCAUCAUUAUCUAGCAGUGGAUGGCAUGGAGUUGGCUGGAUUUAAUGAGGCAUUGUCAUCUAUCUCAGAUCUUAUUGAAGACUACACACACCUGGAAAGCCCUCUCAUGCCCAAUGCCCCCAGACUUGCCAUCGCCACCUGACCUGUGAUUAUACUAGCAAAUUCCUUUUAAGGCAAGUCAUUUCACUCGGCGGCCAUCUUUGAAACACCUCUCUGGCAGCUAUUUCAGUCAUGCAAGUGCAGUUUCUAUCUCGUUGAAUGGGGAAACAUCAGAUUCUCCAAAGCUGUUCACAAACCUUAUGAUUAAACUUCAUAUUUGAAAUCUC